CCAGCUUCCGGGCAGUCUUUGCAGAACUCCACUCAGGAGGUCGUCGAGGAGCUGCCCAAUGGUUUCGACUCCACCAACUCACUAGACAAGGGGCAGGUGCACGAGGCCACCCGCACCAUCCAGUGCUGCUCUGAGAUGAGAGCAGGAGCAGAGGGUCUCCACACUCAGGACCUUGAGAUGCCGGGCUUGGACCAGAACUAGGGAGGGACCAGACUGGGGCUGUCCCUUUUUCAAGCUAAAGGGGAUGUACAUGCAGGUCACCUUGCCUGGUUCGGAGCUGAGCUGCCGUGACCCUCUUUCCCUUGCCCGGUGUGAGCUUCUGGAGGCCACUGAGGCAGAGCCAGAGGCGCCAGCUGCAGAGCUCCAGCCGGCGGCAGAAGCAGGGCAGUGGACAGUGGUGGAGGUAGAGCUGGCUCCAGCUCCGUCAAUACCACCCCCUCUAGCGCUGGAGCCAGCGUCCCCUCCAUCAGCAGUGUUGGAGCUGGAGCAAGGGCCCACGUCGGCUCCAGCAGGAGUGGGAGCUGCUGAGCUGGAGUCACCUGGACCAUCAUUUCUAGUGGGAAGUCCAUCUCCACCUGUGGCCAUUAAGGAGGAUGAGAAGAAGCCUAACUUCACGGCCUUCCCUCCUAAGCUGGUGGCGGAGCUGUUGACCGUGAUGGAUGCGGAGUGCGAGAUCCUGAAGAACUUCUCCUCACUCCGUGCUGUCAUCUCUGCUCUGCAGAAAACCUCCAUAAGCCACCUGAAGAACAAGUGGGUGGAUGUUUCCCACUGGGUAGGCCCCUCUCCAUAG
This is a messenger RNA of Diceros bicornis minor, 790 nucleotides long. RefSeq names its product ral guanine nucleotide dissociation stimulator-like. Gene Ontology annotation, biological process: small GTPase-mediated signal transduction. Gene Ontology annotation, molecular function: guanyl-nucleotide exchange factor activity. NCBI's taxonomy places the organism in Eukaryota, Metazoa, Chordata, Mammalia, Perissodactyla, Rhinocerotidae. The coding region runs from base 245 to 790 and encodes 181 amino acids. The transcript is spliced from 3 exons. The record is from RefSeq and is a predicted model, not a curated record.